CCAGUGCUUAUUGUUUUUUUCCUCUGUUUCAGCACCCAAAGACAAUGAAGAACGUGUGUUCCGGGAACGUAUGCGCCCCAGAAAGCGGCAGGGUGCUGUGCGACGCAGAGUGCAUCAGGUUAAUGGACACAAGUUUAUGGCCACCUAUCUUAGACAACCAACAUAUUGUUCACACUGCAGAGAUUUUAUAUGGGGUGUAAUAGGAAAACAGGGAUACCAAUGUCAAGUUUGCACUUGUGUAGUCCACAAGAGGUGCCAUGAACUUAUAAUAACGAAGUGUGCUGGCUUAAAAAAACAGGAAACUCACGAUGAGCAAGUGGGAUCCCAGCGUUUCAGUGUCAACAUGCCUCACAAGUUCAGCAUUCACAAUUACAAAGUGCCCACCUUCUGUGACCACUGUGGUUCAUUGCUCUGGGGUCUUUUGAGACAAGGUUUACAAUGCAAAGUUUGCAAGAUGAAUGUACAUCGACGCUGUGAAACAAAUGUGGCACCAAACUGUGGAGUGGAUGCUAGAGGCAUAGCUAAAGUUCUUGCAGAUCUUGGAGUCACUCCAGAUAAGAUCACUAAUAGUGGGCAGAGGAGGAAAAAGCUAAUUGCAGGUGCAGAGACUCAACAACCAGUUCCUGGAAGUGCAUCAUCAGAAGAAGAUAGGUCAAAGUCAGCACCAACUUCUCCAUGUGAUCAAGAAAUCAAAGAGCUGGAAAACAACAUUAGGAAAGCAUUAUCAUUUGACAAUCGGGGAGAGGAACACAGGGCAACAGCUACAACAUCAACAGACAACCAGCUUAACAAACCUGGGGAGAAUGGAGAAAAUGGGGAGGUCAAACAGGCCCAGACCAAGCGAAUAGGCCUCGAAGAGUUCAACUUCAUCAAAGUGUUAGGGAAAGGCAGCUUUGGCAAGGUAAUGUUAGCUGAGCUAAAAGGAAAAGAUGAAGUAUACGCAGUGAAAGUCUUGAAGAAAGAUGUCAUACUUCAAGAUGACGAUGUAGACUGUACAAUGACAGAAAAGAGAAUUCUGGCAUUAGCACGGAAACAUCCAUACCUAACACAACUUUACUGCUGCUUCCAGACGAAG
Pelecanus crispus (Dalmatian pelican) is the source of this 1075-nucleotide messenger RNA. The record is from RefSeq and is a predicted model, not a curated record. NCBI's taxonomy places the organism in Eukaryota, Metazoa, Chordata, Aves, Pelecaniformes, Pelecanidae.